This is a messenger RNA of Neltuma alba, 2205 nucleotides long. RefSeq names its product BRASSINOSTEROID INSENSITIVE 1-associated receptor kinase 1-like. The transcript is spliced from 11 exons. Lineage: Eukaryota; Viridiplantae; Streptophyta; Magnoliopsida; Fabales; Fabaceae. Gene Ontology annotation, biological process: protein phosphorylation. Bases 3 to 1841 code for a protein of 612 amino acids. The record is from RefSeq and is a predicted model, not a curated record. Gene Ontology annotation, molecular function: protein kinase activity; ATP binding.
AUAUGGACAGAGUGGUUUCGUCUUUUAUGGCUGCUUUACUCCUUUGUGCAAUCCUAGUGUUUGAUUUGGUGCUAAAUGUUUCUGGCAAUGCCGAAGGUGAUGCCCUGAAUGCAUUUAAGACCAGCGUAGCUGAUCCAAACAAUGUUCUUCAAAGCUGGGAUGCCACGCUUGUCAAUCCUUGCACGUGGUUUCACGUUACAUGCAAUACUGAUAAUAGUGUGACCCGUGUUGAUCUUGAAAAUGCCAACCUUUCGGGUCCACUAGUUGCACAGCUCGGUCAACUCCCAAAUUUGCAGUACUUGGAGCUUUAUACUAAUAAUAUAACAGGAAAAAUCCCAGCUGAAUUUGGAAAUCUGACAAAUUUGGUGAGCUUGGAUCUAUUCGCCAAUCACAUAUCUGGUAGCAUCCCAGGAACAUUGGGCAAUCUGAAAAAACUACGUUUCCUGCGUCUCAACAAUAACACCUUGAGUGGAGACAUUCCCAUGGCGUUGACUACUGUUAAUUCACUGCAAGUCCUUGAUCUUUCAAAAAACAAGCUAAAAGGAGAAAUCCCAACCAAUGGUUCAUUUCUAUCGUUCACUCAACUCAGUUUUAAUGAUAAUCCUGAUUUGAAACCACUAAACGUUACACCUGGGCCAAUUUCACCAACGCCGCCACCAUCUCCUUCAGGCAAUAGUGCUACUAGAACUAUUGUUGGAGUUGCAGCUGCUCUAAUAUUUGCAGCCCUUGCAAUUGCACUUGCUUAUUACUGGAAGAGGAGACCGCAAUAUUAUUUCUUUAAUGUUCCUGCUGAGGAGGACCCUAAAGUUCACCUUGGUCAGCUUAAGAAGUUUCCCCUGAGUGAGCUCGAAGCUGCAACAGACAACUUUAGUAACAAGAACAUUCUAGGUAGAGGUGGAUUUGGUAAGGUUUACAAAGGAAGGUUAGCUGAUGGGUCUCUAGUUGCAGUGAAAAGACUUAAAGAGGAACGAACUCAGGGUGGAGAGUUGCAAUUUCAAACAGAAGUAGAAAUGAUCAGCUUGGCUGUCCACCGCAAUUUGCUGCGGCUGCGUGGUUUUUGCAUGACACCAGCUGAACGGUUGCUUGUGUAUCCUUUCAUGGCCAAUGGUAGUGUGGCAUCAUGUUUACGAGACCGCCCGGAAUCAAAACCCCCACUUGAAUGGCCCGUAAGGAAGCAAAUUGUACUAGGAGCUGCUAGAGGGCUUGCUUAUCUGCAUGAUCAUUGUGAUCUAAAGAUCAUUCACCAGAAUGUUAAAGCUGCCAAUAUAUUAUUGGAUGAGGAAUAUGAAGCAGUUGUUGGGGACUUUGGUUUGGCAAAACUCAUGAAUUACAAAGAUACUCAUGUUACCACUGCUGUGCGCGGUACCAUUGGGCACAUCGCGCCGGAAUACCUCUCCACUGGAAAGUCUUCAGAGAAGACUGAUGUUUUUGGUUAUGGCGUGAUGCUUCUUGAACUAAUAACUGGACAGAGGGCCUUCGAUCUUGCACGACUUGCCAAUGAUGAUGAUGUCAUGUUACUUGAUUGGGUGAAAGGGCUUUUGAAAGACAAGAAACUGGAAGCACUAGUGGAUGCUGAUCUGGGGGGUGAUUAUAAUGAAGAGGCGGCGGAGCAUCUGAUCCAGUUGGCAUUGCUUUGCACACAAAGCUCGGCUAAGGAAAGACCAAAGAUGUCUGAGGUGGUAAGGAUGCUUGAAGGUGAUGGUUUGGCUGAAAAAUGGGAACAAUGGCAGAAAGACGAGAUGCAUCGACGAGAUAAUCAAACCCUUCUCCUCAAUUCUAGUUGGCCAAUCGUGGACUCAGCUUCACAUAUCCCCCCAGAUGAACUCUCAGGUCCCAGAUGAUCUUCUCAACCUUAAUACUACGCAUCAUCUACACAAUCCUUUCAUAACUAUAGAAGAUGGCUCGAACCAUUUGAAAGUGAUAAUAGUCAGGAACUUCGGAGCAUAUGAUUUUCUCUGCAGCUUGUGUUUCUUCCCCUUUGAUUAUGCUGUCCUGAUCCCCCAUUGAUCGUGUUGUGAUUGUUGCAAGAAAUGUAUAAUUGGAACUCUAGUGCAAAAGUGACCAUCGUUUGUGUUGUAUUAUAUGUAGGAAAAAUUAAUGUAUAGAAAAGUGAUGGAAUCUUCUUUUCCUUUUAAAAUUAGGUACACAAACAAAGAUGCAAAUUUUGGGGAUUUCAAAAGCCAGUGCUCUUGAAUUUCAUGGAAA